GUAUGGAUCCAGCAACACAAUUUUGGUCUAAUAAGUGCGUCGCUUGCAAUGUGCCGGGUCGCGUAGACAAAAAUUACGACGUAGCAGUUGAAUUAUCAAUGCAAAGAUUACUCGAAUGUGAAGCUGAGCAUCCAACACUGAAAUACCAGCUAAAAUGUCGAAAGACGGCUGCUUUGAAAAUAAAAGAAGGCAACAAUUACUAUUUAACCCAAGGAAAAAAUGGUUUAGCUCUGGUGUCAUACACUGAGGGCAUAGCUUACGCGCCGCUGAACUCCAAGGAGCUGGCAAAAGGUUACGCGAACAGAUCAGCAGUAACCUGCGAGCUUGGUCUCCACCAUGAUUCGCUAAAAGACAUUGAAAGAGCUUUAGACAUUGGUUACCCAGAUGAUCUAAAAGCCAAGUUAUUUGCUCGCCGUGCGAGGAACUUGCUGUCGCUGGACGAAGACAUGCGGCCUGAAGUGGAAUUAGCCAUGGCUGAAGCUCGUCGCUGGGCGAAUUUAAUGACUUUCCCUCAGAAGAGGAAAAUAUUGAAUGUAUUAAAUAAUAUCAUGGACUUUGUUGCAAUUUCUGAUUUUCCCGAAGAUCGUCAUAAUUUUACUACGACAAGUAACAAUUCUAAAAUUCUUCGAGCAUCAGACUUCAUUGCUAUUAAAUAUAAUGAUAAAUUCGGUCGCCACAUUGUCGCUACUAGAAAUAUUGAUGCGGGAGAGACUGCAUUUGUUCACGAGUCUUAUGCAGCGGUAGUAACUCCCGAGCAGUUUUAUCGCUUCUGCUGGUACUGCUUGAAAAAAGUUUACUCUGGUAUUCCUUGCCAUCAGUGUGUCAACGUGAUCUAUUGCGAUGAAGAUUGCCUCGAUGCAGCCUGGAAGGAACAUCAUCAUAUCGAAUGUCCUAUGAUUACGUCAAUGGUUUCGGAAAAUAUGAAAGAAAAAGAAUUUUUGGCUCUGAGGAUGUUUAUAAAAGCUUUCAAGGAAAUGGGCUCUGUUAAAAAUUUGCAAGAUCAUGUCAGGAAAUUAAAUUCCAUUAACGAUCCAAUCAACAAACUUUUGACUGAUGGUGUUUUUGAUGAUACAAAAUACGCAAGUGUUUUUGGAUUGACAUCAGAUACUUCGUUUGUUUGGUCUUCUCCUAGUUACACUUAUCAUUUGAAGAGCAUCUUUAUUGUCUAUUAUUUAGCAGCGACUAGUGACAAUAUAUUGGACAGAAAGAUAACUGUUUUCAAAGACCUGGCUGAUGAUCGACAAACUUUGUUCAUCGCAAGCUUGUUACUCAAGCACUUUGAUAUUAACUUGAUGAAUGCACAAAAAUCGGAAAUCUCUGACUAUGAUGUUGAAGAAGAUCAUUUCAACCGAGGAAUAAUGCUUCUGCCACUGAUGAGCUUGUUCAAUCACAGCUGCGAUUUCAACAUGUGCUAUUAUAUGUCAGGCCAUAAAGUAGCGCUUAAUGCUGUCAAGAUGAUUAAAAAAGAUGAACAAUUAACUAUCAACUACGGCGCAGACUUUCAAUUAAAACAAACGCAUGCCCGAAAAUCCUUUUUACAGACGCGCUAUAAUUUCACAUGCGACUGUGUUGCUUGUGUAAAUGAUUGGAGCCCUGAUUCUGAAUUUCCCUUCUUUUAUGCAAUAACAUCUCCAGAAAGUAUGUCAAGAAUUCUGGACGCAGUUGAAGAGAACUUCGAGCAGGAUUUGUCAAUUUUAGGUUUGGCUAACGCGACAGAAAUUGUUGAGAAUUUUAAUUCUCACAGACUCCGGGGUUUACUGAAAAUAUUGAAAGUCUAUGAUGAAGAAGGAAUAAAGUUUCCAUCCAAAGAAUCCAGUAUAAUAUCCAUAAUAUAUCUCCCACACGUGGUUUCAAUCCAGCCAGCCAUUUUCCCGUCUGUAAAGAAGCAAAAAGCCGCAAGUAAGGUUGUAAUAAAUUCCAUUAUUGCAAGAUAU
Cotesia congregata is the source of this 1934-nucleotide messenger RNA. Lineage: Eukaryota; Metazoa; Arthropoda; Insecta; Hymenoptera; Braconidae. The record is from the annotation of a GenBank genome assembly.